This is a messenger RNA of Topomyia yanbarensis, 2410 nucleotides long. RefSeq lists its product as uncharacterized. The coding region runs from base 351 to 710 and encodes 119 amino acids. Lineage: Eukaryota; Metazoa; Arthropoda; Insecta; Diptera; Culicidae. The record is from RefSeq and is a predicted model, not a curated record. The transcript is spliced from 2 exons.
UGGGUGAACCACCCCGUUUCAAAAUGGUUUUUCAGCAAAAUUGGAGAGAAAUGCAUCUCAAAAUUAUUAUAAAAGGGCCAGCAGUUUCAAGCUCUGGUAUCUUUCAAUAUCAGGCGUCGUGUGCUGAACUGUAUUUUACUGUUGAAGUCUAGCUCCCCCCCCCUCCUCGGGGCGGGAAUUGUGUCAUAACGUUCACGACUGGUCCAGACUACUUAGCGCAUCUUAGCAUUAUACACCAGCACACAGUUUGGCACGCGAAUACGGGAGGAUUCCGCGCCUAAUCGUAAAGGACCGUCAUCCGGCGCUGCGCGCCAUCGUUUCACACCCUCGGGCAAAGUCCCUAAUUGCAAAUGAGGGUCCCCUCUCGGUGUUGGCCAUUGCGGCUAGCCGCGGUCACGCCGAUGCUCGCCAAGGAGGGAAGACGCCUGCCUGUAUCCAAGCCAGCAACGCCCGCUGGUCCGUCCAACUGCCAUCUGGAUCACCAUCAUACCGGAGCCUUCAUCGGGCCAGUUUCGCCGACGUCCGCGAGGGGAUCUCGCCCGUCGGCAUCGUUAGCGUCGCGACGCCCACCAACCGAAGCAGCAACAGUACGGAUUUGUUCCAACCACCGGACGAAAAAUUAUCCUUCACAACAAGAGUUAAAGCUGAGAUCCGAACUAUUGAUGACAAUCCCAUUUAUUCCAAAUCUUAUCCCUACCCCCAAGCAUUAAAGACAGAAGUCGAAAAACAAAUUAAAAAAUUAUUAGAUGAUGGUAUCAUAAGACCAUCUAAAUCAUCUUAUAAUUCUCCAAUUUGGAUAGUUCCAAAAAAAAUGGACGUCUCAAAUAUAAAAAAAUUUCGUCUUGUUGUUGAUUUCAGAAAACUCAACAUUAAAACAAUAAGCGAUCGUUAUUCUAUUCUAGAUACUUCCUCUGUUUUAGCUAAUCUAGGUAGGAAUAAAUAUUUUACUACUCUCGAUUUAGCUUCAGGCUUUCAUCAAAUUCCAAUGUUAGAAAAAGAUAUAGAAAAAACUGCUUUUUCAAUAAAUAAUGGCAAAUAUGAAUUUGUUCGAAUGCCAUUUGGUUUGAAGAAUGCCCCCAGUAUUUUUCAAAGGGUUAUGGAUGAUGUUCUCAGAGAAUACAUCGGAAAAAUUUGUUAUGUCUAUAUUGAUGAUAUAAUAAUUAUUGGUAAAACUCUUGAUGAGCAUAUUACAAAUAUUAAAACAAUUUUUGAAGUACUCAGAAAACCAAAUUUUCGUAUCCAACCAGAUAAAUGUCAAUUCUUCAAAACUGAUGUAGAAUUUUUAGGAUUUAUUGUAUCUCAGAAUGGAUUAAUGCCAAAUCCUAAAAAAGUUGAAGCAAUUAAAAAUUAUCCUCAGCCCACCAAUUUAAAAGAACUUCGUAUGUUUUUAGGUUUGUCAGGAUAUUAUCGACGAUUUAUAAAAGACUACGCAAAACUUGCAAAACCGCUUACAAUGUUAUUAAAAGGGGAGGAUGGCCAUCGCCGUAUUUCAAAAAAUAAAUCCAGAAAUUUUCCUGUUAAUUUUAAUGAUGAAGCUACAAAAGCUUUUGACAUAUUGAAAAGUAUUUUGUCUUCAAAUAAUGUUCUUAUUAUUCCAAAUUUCGAUGAACCGUUUAUUUUAACAACGGAUGCUUCAAAUAAAGCACUAGGAACAGUUUUAUCCCAAAAAACCAGAUAAUGGAGAGCGACCAAUUACAUUCAUUUCACGAACACUUUCAAAAACAGAAGAAAAUUAUGCAACUAAUGAAAAAGAAAUGUUGGCAAUAGUUUGAGCAUUGAAUACACUUCGAAAUUUUAUUUAUGGAGCAAAAAUUUUAAUUUAUACCGACCACAUGCCUCUGACUUUCGCAAUAUCUCCCAAAAAUGUAAAUGCAAAAUUAAAAAGAUGGAAGGCUUAUAUUGAAGAACAUGAUUAUGAAAUGUUCUACAAAAAAGGAAGCGCAAAUGUUUUUUUUUCAAUUUGUUUAUUUGAUAAGGCACGUAUGCGUUAGCUUAAAGGUGCCAUUUUUUCAUUGUUUUACAUUUUGAAUUUCUUAAAACUAGGGCGUUACACAUUUCAAUAUUGUUUUGUUUUAUAUAAUGAAACUAAAAAAAAAAACUUUACAGCUAACUUAUACAUAUAAAAGAGGGUAUAAUAUAAUAUUCGUAAGAUUUGGGGGACGGGUCAUUUUGUGUGUUCUUUGUAUAGUAAUUCACUUUUUAGAAGGGAGAUUGUAGGAGAAAUUAAUUAUUAACUAAGCGGAACAUUUUACAAGCUUAUUAACUAGAGAUAACUAGAAAGAGUGGUUCAAGAUUAAGGGGAAUUAAUUAGGGCUAUUUUAAAGUAGUGGUACUGUUGUGCAUUUCUUAACGAGAUUAAAUAUUGUUCAACUAACUAGAAGAUAGGGGGGCACAUAAAUUUUGGGAAGAU